This is a messenger RNA of Galleria mellonella (greater wax moth), 1593 nucleotides long. RefSeq names its product RNA-binding protein lark (gene lark). NCBI's taxonomy places the organism in Eukaryota, Metazoa, Arthropoda, Insecta, Lepidoptera, Pyralidae. The transcript has 5 exons. Gene Ontology annotation, cellular component: cytosol. Bases 183 to 1211 code for a protein of 342 amino acids. The record is from RefSeq and is a predicted model, not a curated record. Gene Ontology annotation, molecular function: mRNA binding; zinc ion binding.
UAUUUUUACGUUAGCUUUAUUCGUGACGUGUGAAACUGUGAGUUUGAGACGCCAUUUUAUGUAACUUCUUUUACUUCAUUUCAUUUUACAGUCAUAAAAAUUGUGUAAUAAAUAGUUUAAUAGUGGUAUUUUCAACAACAAGUUUUUAGCGUUCUUCCGUACUGGCUUCUGAAGAAUCUAAAAUGCCGGGCGCCGGUACAUUCAAAAUCUUCGUCGGCGGUCUUUCCGAUAAAACAACCGACGCUGAUCUUAGACCGCUGUUCGAAAAAUACGGUACCGUCGUAGAAUGCGAUAUCGUCAGAAAUUACGGUUUCGUGCACAUGGAAAAUGAGCAAGUCGGUCGCGAAGCUAUUCAGAACUUAAACGGAGAGGUAGUUCAUGGCCAACCGAUAAAAAUAGAGGCGGCCAAGAGCCGGAAGGCGCCGUCGACGCCGACCACAAAAAUAUUCGUCGGUAACCUUACGGACAAGACGCGCGCGCCGGAGGUCCGCGAGCUGUUUCAGAAGUUCGGCACGGUCGUCGAGUGCGAUAUCGUUCGUAACUAUGGAUUCGUGCACUUGGACGCGUCGGGCGACGUGAACGAAGCUAUCAAAGAGCUGAACGGUAUGAUGGUGGACGGCCAGCCCAUGAAGGUGCAGCUGUCGACGAGCCGCGUCCGGCAACGGCCGGGAAUGGGCGACCCCGAGCAGUGCUACCGCUGCGGUCGCGGCGGUCACUGGUCCAAGGAGUGCCCCAAGGCGGUGGGCCCUGACCGCAACGGUUUCCGUGAUCGCGCGUUUGGCCGCGACCCAUACCCCCCGCCGCCGCCGCCGCCGUUCCUCCGCGAUCGCAUGAUGGGAGGAUUUGGGGAUCCAUAUGAUGGGUACUAUGACCGGCCACGUUUUGACUCCCCGAGGGACAUGUUCGAGCGAAGAUACCCAGUGGGUGCUUCCCGGGGACUAGACAUGGGGGCAUCGCGAGGUGCUCGAGGAGACUUCGUGUCACCGCCGCUGCGCCGCGAGCCCAUGCCGCCGAUGCCCAGCCUGCCCCCCAUGAGGAACAGCAUGGGAGCCAUGAGGUCGUCGUAUGAUGCUAUGUUCAGCCGCAGGAGUCCCCCGCGAGGACCUCAAAUGUCCCGCGGUAUGUACGAAGAUUUCAGCCGAGACACAUUUGAUGACAGGAGGCCGGGAAUGCGUGGACCCUCACCGUCUAGAAGAUACGCGCCUUAUUAAACUUAAUUCUACUUUUAGUUGUUAUCUAACGCUCAUCUUGAGAAUAUGGUCAAUCAUUUGUUGGUUAUUUUAUAUUGUACCUAAUAUGCAUUAGGCGUUUUAAAACGGGGACUGGGUGGGCCGUCCCCACCUCAGAAGAGAGACAGAUUGGAGAGUGCAUAUAUACCUGUUUUAUAAAGCCAGGUCCCUCUGGGAAAUAAUUUUAAAUUCGCCAAUGCUAAAAUGUAGUUGACUGUCCACAAAAUUUCAAUUUUAUAAGACUACUGAAGAGAACGGACUAGGAUGACUGAAAUGGUAUAAUUUCUAUAGUAAUAGAGCGAGUGUGUCGAAGUAUUUGUGAUGAAUGUAAAUAAGUGAAUAAAUCUCAUUUUAAGUACAACAA